Rotaria sordida is the source of this 672-nucleotide messenger RNA. The record is from the annotation of a GenBank genome assembly. NCBI's taxonomy places the organism in Eukaryota, Metazoa, Rotifera, Eurotatoria, Philodinida, Philodinidae.
AUGGAAACAGAUAUUGAGAGAAUCAAUGAAUGGCGUUCUCGAAGUAUUCAAGAAAUCAAAUCGUAUGCAGAUGAGCAGAUUCGUAUUCUCAAACUUGACUACGAUAAUCAACGACCCAUUUUUGAUGAGAAACGUGAUGGAUAUCUUGAAAUAGCAAAAGUUUAUCAUAUCUCAAAGGGAAAAGAUCUAUUUAAUGAACUAUAUACUGCAUGUCAAUUGUUGGAAUUUCAAAUGGGACAACUUGAGUAUGUUUUGGAUCAAAAACAACGUCCUAAAGUGAUAACAGUAGAAGAGUUGACAAAAGGAAAGAAGCAAGACACGACUAAGGCACAAGCAAUUAAAUUUGAAAACAAUCAAACAAGAUCAAUAGAUGAAAAUGUUUACACAAGGGAAAGCAAUGAAAACGAUAUUGCAAAAUCAUCUGCCAAGUCAAUAUCAUCAAUGCCAAAUGGAACAUAUGAAGAACUAUCGAUGACUUCAUCCUCGAAUAUUAAUGAUAGUUCGAUCGGCAGUAACAAUAAUUCGAAAACUGGAACCGCAGGCGGCGAUGAUAUAAAUAGUAAAUGCCCUAUAUGUUGUAUGAUAUUUCCAUUGACUAUGUCAUGUCAAGAUCAAUAUCAACAUAUCAAUGAACAUAUGACAGAUGAUAAUAAUACAAGUGUCUAUUGUUGA